AUGGCUGCCGCUCAGCAAACGCCCACCUUCAAGCUCGUCCUUGUUGGCGAUGGUGGUACUGGAAAGACCACCUUCGUCAAGCGCCACUUGACUGGUGAAUUCGAGAAGAAGUACAUGGCUACCCUGGGUGUCGAGGUUCACCCUCUGGGUUUCACCACGAACUUCGGUCAGAUUCAGUUCGACGUCUGGGAUACCGCCGGCCAGGAGAAGUUUGGCGGUCUCCGUGAUGGAUACUACAUCAACGGCCAGUGCGGUAUCAUCAUGUUUGAUGUCACCUCCCGUAUCACCUACAAGAACGUCCCCAACUGGCACCGCGAUCUCGUCCGCGUUUGCGAGAACAUCCCCAUUGUCCUCUGUGGCAACAAGGUCGACGUGAAGGAGCGCAAGGUCAAGGCCAAGACCAUCACCUUCCACCGCAAGAAGAACCUCCAGUAUUACGAUAUUUCCGCCAAGUCUAACUACAACUUCGAGAAGCCCUUCCUCUGGCUCGCGCGCAAGCUUGUCGGCAACCCUGCUCUGGAAUUUGUUGCCGCGCCGGCUCUCGCCCCCCCUACCGCCCAGGUUGACGAGAAGCUUCUGGAGCAGUACCGCAAGGAGAUGGACGAGGCUGCCAACAUGCCCCUGCCCGGUGAGCUUUCGGACGAGGAUCUGUAA
This is a messenger RNA of Colletotrichum gloeosporioides, 654 nucleotides long. RefSeq names its product GTP-binding nuclear protein GSP1/Ran. Bases 1 to 654 code for a protein of 217 amino acids. The record is from RefSeq and is a predicted model, not a curated record. Gene Ontology annotation, cellular component: nucleus; cytoplasm. Gene Ontology annotation, biological process: ribosomal subunit export from nucleus; protein import into nucleus. Gene Ontology annotation, molecular function: GTPase activity; GTP binding. NCBI's taxonomy places the organism in Eukaryota, Fungi, Ascomycota, Sordariomycetes, Glomerellales, Glomerellaceae. The transcript has 5 exons.